This is a messenger RNA of Prunus persica (peach), 3420 nucleotides long. RefSeq names its product pentatricopeptide repeat-containing protein At1g76280. Gene Ontology annotation, molecular function: protein binding. The transcript has 14 exons. Bases 517 to 3012 code for a protein of 831 amino acids. NCBI's taxonomy places the organism in Eukaryota, Viridiplantae, Streptophyta, Magnoliopsida, Rosales, Rosaceae. The record is from RefSeq and is a predicted model, not a curated record.
CCAAACCCAUAAACAGAUCUAUGUGAAAAAAAAUAUUACAAAUCCUGUUUUAGCAAACGACGUCGUCACUUGAGAUAAUAAAAAGUAGGUCAGUCGACAUCAUCUUCUUCCUCGCGCGCGCUGAUCUCUCCCUCUCUCUCCCUCUCUCUCUUCACACGCAGCGCCCAGGGUCUCCUCAACAACCCCUCAACGGCAAACUUCGUCCGGAGUAACGUUUCCGGAAAGUCAGACACUCGUGUCCGGAAUGUCGGAUACACAUAUCGGUUAGUCAACUAACCUAUAUACGUAUCCGAUGCGUAUGGGACCGUAUCCAAACGAGUAUCCGAUACGGGAUACGCCACUAAAUUGGCGUACCCAUGCUUCAUAGUUGACUAACUUUUUUCCCAAAAUCGAAUCUUUGCCUCACAAACACUGGGAAUCCGCGUGAAACUUUGAAGAAAAAGGAACUUGGUUGUCCAGUACACCAUGAAAGAAAGCAUUUUGAGCAUAUACCAUAGGUUUUGAGCGGCCCUGACCAUGCACAGACCUCUAGCGAGGGUUCCAUUGCGGUCAAUUGCAGAUUCGCUUUUUAAGUCACAACCACAAUACCAUGGACGAAGAAUUGGUCCCGACAGAUUGGAGUAUUCUCGAACUCUUACAACCUCAAAUUGUCAUGAAGUUUCGUGGCACAGCGCAGAAUCAAUUACCAGGUCCAUGCAGAUGCAAAUUGUUGAUGCACUACGCUUGGGUGAGAGAGGCCAAGCUUCCAAUCUGCUUUUGAAUCUUGGCCAUGGGAAUGAUUCAUUAAGAGCUGAUGAUUUCAUCUAUAUUCUUAAUUACUGUGCUAAGUCACCUGAUCCAUUGUUUGUAAUGGAGACUUGGAGAAUAAUGGAUGAAAAAGAGAUUGGCCUGAAUAACAUAUGCUCUUUGCUUAUGGUGCAAUCUCUAUGUAAAGGAGGAUAUUUGGAGGAGGCAUUUAAGUUGAUAAAUUUCCUUGGAGAAAUUCCGGGCAUCCAUCCGGUUCUACCUAUCUACAACAGUUUCUUAAGGGCUUGUGCCAAAAUGCAGAGUAUAAAAAAUGCCAAUCAGUGUUUGGACUUGAUGGAGCGUCAAAUGGUGGGGAAGAAUGAAGUUACAUAUUCAGAGCUUCUCAAGCUUGCAGUUUGGCAGCAAAACCUGCCUGCGGCCCAUGAAAUUUGGAAGGAUUAUAUCAAAUGCUACAGUCUGAGCAUUAUUCCUCUACGGAAGUUUAUUUGGUCUUUUACUAGAUUGGGAGAUUUAAAAUCUGCGUAUGAGAAGUUGCAAUAUAUGGUGGCUUUAGCCAUCAGGGGAAACACUUAUGUUAAUAGAACUUCGGAAGGAAAGUUGUAUUCGUCAAGAUUAGACAUUCCUAUACCUUCAAUCUGUGAAUUAGACUUGAAGAAACUUGAUUUGGAGGAGAAUAAACAUUCCAUUCCUUCCAUAUACUGUGAGAAUUUGGAUGACCAUGCUGUUAAUGCAGAUCAGUGCACUACUUUUGGCUUGGGAGUUGGAGAAGUUGAAAAUGUUGGAAUGGAUAUGCUUGAUAUACAUAUAAGCCAGCCUGUUAUGAAAAUUUUGAGAUGGUCGUUCAGUGAUGUUAUUCAUGCUUGUGCACGAUUAAGAAAUGGUGGCUUGGCAGAACAGUUGAUCCUACAAAUGCAAAAAUUUGGGUUGCAACCAUCAAGCCAUACAUAUGAUGGCUUUGUCAGAGCAGUUACUUCUGAGCGAGGUUUCAGUAGCGGAAUGGAAAUUUUAAGAAUUAUGCAGCAGAGAAAUUUGAAGCCGUAUGAUUCUACUCUGGCAAACCUUUCUAUAGGUUGCAGCAAAGUGCUAGAAUUGGAUUUCGCUGAGGCUCUGCUGGUUCAAAUAUCUGAAUGUUCAUAUCCACAUCCUUUCAAUGCUUUUCUUGCAGCAUGUGACACAGUGGAUCAACCUGAACGAGCAGUGCAGAUGUUGGCUAAAAUGAAACAAUUAAAAGUUGUGCCUGAUAUUAGGACAUACGAGCUGCUGUUUUCGUUAUUUGGUAACGUGAAUGCCCCAUACGAAGAGGGCAACAUGUUGUCACAGGUGGAUGCUGCUAAACGCAUUAAUGCUAUAGAAAUGGAUAUGGCGAGAUAUGGUAUUCAGCACAGUUAUUUAUCAAUGAAGAACUUGUUGAAAGCGCUUGGAGCAGAGGGGAUGAUAAGAGAGCUGAUCCAGUAUUUGGACGUUGCAGAGAAUAUAUUUUGUCGUAAUAACAUUUAUCUGGGAACACCUAUUUAUAAUACGGUGCUGCAUUCACUUGUUGAGGCUAAGGAAAAUCAAAGGGCAAUUAAGAUAUUUAAAAAUAUGAAGUCAUUUGGUUUCCCGGCAGAUGCUGCGACUUAUCAUAUAAUGAUUGAUUGUUGUAGCAUUCUAGGAUGUUACAGAUCUGCUUGCGCAUUGGUCUCCAUGAUGUUGCGAGAUGGCUUUUAUCCACUAACAGUGACUUACACCAUUCUCAUAAAGAUUCUGUUGGAAGAUGAUGACAUUGAGGAAGCAUUGAAUCUUUUGGAUCAAGCCAGUUCAGAACGCAAUGAACUUGAUACCUUGCUAUUUAAUACCAUUCUUGAAAAAGCCUGUGAAAAGGAAGUGAUUGAGGUAGUUGAAUUUGUCGUUGAGUGGAUGCACCAAGAAAAAGUCCAGCCGGAUCCAGCGACCUGCCAUUUUGUUUUCUCUGCAUAUGCCAACAGUGGUUUUCACAGCACGGCCAUGGAAGCACUGCAGGUUUUGAGUAUGCGCAUGAUAUGUGAAGAAGAUGGCAGCUUUCCAGAAAAGGCAGAAUUUGAGGAUGACUUCAUCUUUGCUGAAGACUUGGAAGCUGAAUCACGAAUAGUACAGCUUUUUAAAGAUUCUGAAGAGAACCUUGCUGUUGCCCUUUUGAAUCUAAGAUGGUGCGCUGUGCUUGGCUUCCCAAUUUCAUGGUCACCUAAUCAAAGCCCAUGGGCCAGAAGACUGUCAUCUAACUACACUGCCAGGAAAGGAGCCACCUAAUCACGGUAUAUAUAUAGAUGGCAUUAUGACUCCAGUGAAUUUCCCUUUAUUAUUAUUUUUGGUUGUGGUCGGACGAAGCGCAAGGCCUCCUCAGGAAGAAGGGAGAGGGUGAGAGGCACAGAUGAGGUCUUGAUCUUUUACAGCUGAUUUUUUAGAUUUGUAUUAGGCUAGGAUAUUUGAGAAAAUUAGGGGAUGCCCUUUUAUCUUUUUUGGUUCAUUACGUUAUUUUGUAAGCUACUGCUUUGUAUAUUUAAAAGGUGAAAUCGUGCUGCAGUUCUCUAAACAAGAUCAACUGUGCCUAGGAGGAGGCGGCGGCAUGUUUUGUUGUUAAUUUAACAAAAAAAACACAAAAAAGCAUUGAUAUUUUCUUUAUGCUUUUAUUCUUUAGCAAGUAUGCUUUGACCGCUA